Molecule: messenger RNA, 3006 nt
Organism: Solea solea (common sole)
Lineage: Eukaryota; Metazoa; Chordata; Actinopteri; Pleuronectiformes; Soleidae
Exons: 9
Coding region: 647-2905 (752 amino acids)
Biological process (GO): translational elongation
Cellular component (GO): cytosol; eukaryotic translation elongation factor 1 complex
Molecular function (GO): translation elongation factor activity; guanyl-nucleotide exchange factor activity
Source: RefSeq, a predicted model, not a curated record
UUUCAAUGGUGUAUUGGUCAUCGGUCAUUAUUACUAACAUUCACAUGAGUAUGAAUUUCCUGUAUUGCAACAUGGUACUGUAAUGUCAUAACAAAUAGCAUGGCUUGCUCUUUGCGACUUGGAUGAAUCUACUGUAUGAGCAUGUCUUAAAGAUGUCACUGAUCAAUGUUUGAAUUCAAUAUUUUUGCUUCGGACAUCUUUUUUUUUUCUUCUUUGCAUGCUCUUAUGUAAUUGAGUAGUGUGACAGAUUUUUGUUUUUACUGCAAAGAGUUUGUAAUGCAAUUUUUGUUAGUGUGCUGGUUGUAGCUUUCACAAGACGUAUUUAAAUAAGGUACUGUUCUACGGCUCUCUGAUGAUUCAGACUCUAAAUGUCUCUGUAAAGCAGUAAAAAGCUUAUUGAGUCCUGUCCAAGGGUCGCCAAAUAAAUUCAGGUGAAAAAUUGUUCAUCUGAAUUUAACUCCAGCAUAACUCCUCUAGUCAGUAAUUCAUAUUUCCGUCUUUUGGUAUUUUAGCUCUCAACAUUUUUCAUCUGCAUGGUUUUCCUUUCCUGCAUGUUUUUUUCUGUAUCAUACAACCAGCUCUUUUAAAAAAGCAAAUCUUGGUGUCUAAUACUGAUUGAUUUGUAGCUCUCUCUAAUAUCAGUUCCAUGUGCGUCUCUCUAACUAAUCCAAAAGCCUGUACCUGUUUGUUUUCUUCUUCUUGCAAUGGACCAAAGACGAUGUCUCAGGAGAUCCCCCAGUGCUCUGCAGCAGAUCAGUUGGAGCCUGAUCAGCCUCCCAACCGUUGUCCUGUGGACCGGUCUGCAAACGCAGCUUUGGGGUGUAGGAACAAGACCGAAUCGGGUCACAGAAAUGGAGAGACAACUUCAUCUUCCCCAGAGAGUGGCAGCUUGAAUGGGGAUGGAAAGCGCAGUGGGAAAAGCCGCCGCCGCAAGAAACGUUCAUCUAAUCAUGAGAACAGCACUGAAGAGAAGGUCAAAACUAAGACCAAGACCAAGACUGAAGACAAGCCAGACAAAAAUGGCAGCCAGCAGUCUGGUACCCCUGCUGGUCUGAUUGGCCUCCAGUCUGAAUGUGCUAAUGUGUGGUUUGAACAUAGUAGCUAUGAGCGUGCUGAGAGCCUCUACCAGUGCUGGUUAGCUAGCUCGUCCAAUGGGACCAGCCAGUCAAAACGGUCACCUCCAGCCCCAGAGAAACACUCAAACUCUCCAUCAGCUGUGUCUCCAUCGAUCUCAGGUCCAGAUUGCCACCAUAGAGAUCAGGUGGCUUGUCACCAGGUUGUCCAGGCAGUGUGGGUGAACAAGAAUACCUUUGACCAAGCAGAAAGCCACUUUGUUGAAGAAUCCAUGCAGCGCUCCAUUCCUAACUCUCUGGAUCUCCCAGUCCCACCCAACCGCUCCGUUGCACCCAGAACACCGGAUGAAGGAUAUCAGUCUCUAGCUCCGACUCCUGCCACCCCUGGAGUCCAGCAGGCAGCUGUCACACCAACUAAUCGACAGUCGAUUAAUGGACUGCCACGCAUCCCUGUGGAAUUACUUCAAGAUGUUUGGCUGGAGAAACCACUGUAUGACCGUGCUGAGGCAACCUUUUAUCAGAAUCUGUGCAGCAACAAUUCCUCAAAACGCUCCAGCUGCACCUCCACAUCCAGAAGCGCUGACCACCCUCAAAGCCUUGUAGAAGAGGAAGAUGAAGAAGCAGAGAGUGAGGAGGUAUUAGUAGUGGAGGAAAAACGGGUGGUCCAGCAGAGUAAAGCAGAUAUCUUUCAUGCUCUGCACCCGAUCCAAGAGGAAGAGGAGCCACCUGAAGUCGCAGAGAAAGAAGUAUCGGGGGGUGACGUCAGCUACUUCCUCCACCCAGACAGCGAGCAGGUGUGGCUGGACAAGUGGCGGUAUGAUGCUGCCGAGAGCCGAUUCCAUGGUUACAGGUGUGAUAAAGCCUCGGGGGUGAAGAAGAAAGGCCGGAGGCCAGAAGCCAAUGCCACAUCAGUUACCUCCACCACCCCACUGAUGGACAACACCAUGACUGCUGUUGACUUUCUGACCCAGGAGAAGAUCUGGUUCGACAAACCUCGCUUUGACGAGGCAGAGAGGCGUUUCUAUGAACGUAUGAAUGGCCCCUCGCAACCAGCACAGGAUGCUGGACCAAACACCAUUCUGCAAGACAUUGCACGGGCCCGAGAAAACAUCCAGAAAUCUCUUGCAGGACUGAAGACUACACUGUGUCAGAGAGGUCAGACUUCCAUGAGCCAACCCUCCCAGCUUAGCACGAGCAGCAGCAGCAGCAGUAGCACAGCAGACCAAGGAGAACUCGUCUCUCGCAUCAAGAGCCUGGAGCUGGAAAACCAGAGUUUACACAAAGUGGUUGACGACUUGAGGACGGCACUUUCCAAGCUCGAAUGUCGAGUCGCGGUUCUGGAGAAAACUCCUGCGCCUGUGCCGUCGGCUUCCACUCCUUCAGUUCCCUACACAAAUGGCACUUCCGUCCCGCAAAAGACCAGCGUUCCAGUUAAAGACGAGGACGAGGAAGAUGAUGAUGAUAUUGACCUGUUUGGCAGUGAUGAAGAUGAAGAGGCAGAACAACUUAAAGAGCAGAGACUUAAAGUGUACGCAGAGAAGAAAGCCAAGAAGCCCACCAUCAUCGCCAAAUCCUCAAUCUUACUCGACGUCAAACCUUGGGAUGACGAAACGGACAUGGCGAAGCUGGAGGAGUGUGUGCGGUCUGUUCAGGCUGAUGGCCUGUUGUGGGGCACGUCCAAGCUGGUUCCCGUGGGUUAUGGCAUCAAGAAACUUCAGAUCGCAUGUGUAGUGGAGGACGACAAGGUUGGAACUGACAUGCUGGAGGAGGAGAUCACCAAGUUUGAGGACUUUGUCCAGAGUGUUGACGUAGCAGCUUUCAACAAGAUCUGAUUCCAUGGUGUCGUUUUGUUUUCUGUCUUUUGUCACACCUCAUUUCUCUGCUGAUUUCUGUCAAUGGUUAAUGAUUAAAAACACCUUGAGCACUAAAGCUA